This is a messenger RNA of Chelonia mydas (Green sea turtle), 3936 nucleotides long. RefSeq names its product tetratricopeptide repeat domain 23 like (gene TTC23L). The coding region runs from base 49 to 1392 and encodes 447 amino acids. The record is from RefSeq and is a predicted model, not a curated record. NCBI's taxonomy places the organism in Eukaryota, Metazoa, Chordata, Testudines, Cheloniidae. Gene Ontology annotation, molecular function: protein binding. The transcript has 11 exons.
UUUUAGGCAUAGUCAUUUCGGACCUCCAUAGUAUUUCUUGGUAAGAAGAUGUUGCAAGAUAGCCCGAUAUAUAGCCCUACAGAUUCAAGCCAUAGUGCUGUGGACUCUCACUUGUCCCAGGAAAUCAGCACCACUGUCUCUGAAUAUCUGGAUGAGUCAAACAAUGAGAGCACAGCAAGAGAUAGUGAAGGAGAAGAAAAGAAAAUGAGGGAAAAGGCACUGCCUAUGGACUGUGCUCCAGCACCAAAUGAGAAAUUAGAACAAGCACAGAAGAUGGCAGAAAAGUUCAUUAAAGAAAAAGAGAUAUAUAAAGCCAAAAGGGAACUUAUUAGAUGUGUGGCUCUUACUAGAAUUAUCUAUGGAGACUGUCACUGGCAACUGGCACAAGCAUUCGCCAACCUGGCUCACAGCUAUUUAAUACUUCAAGGUCUUCCUGCACAGGCCAUAGAGCAUGCUGAAUCAGCCAAACGUAUCAUGCUGACAGGGAUUCGUACUCCUUCAGAGGACAAAAGAGAAAUAUUAGGAACUCUUGUGACUAUCUACUAUACCUUGGGCGUAGCACAUCUGGCACAAAACAAUGGCAAAGAAUCCUAUCUCAGUCUGCGGAAGGCAGAGAGACUCAUGGAAGAACUUCAAGAACUGGAUGGGAGAGUGAUCAUGGGAUUAAAAAUAUCUGAGAAAGAUUUAGUCAUUGCAUUGGGCAGGAUGUGUUUGCAGCAAAACAAGUUUGACUUUGCCGCGGGUUAUUUUGAAAAAGCUAUUGAUGUAGUAAUUUUAACUGAAGGUGAUACGGCUCCAGAACUGAUAAAUCUUUAUCAGAAAAUUGCCCAGAGUGAGCAACUGAAGAAAAACCAUGGAAGAGCCAUAGCGUAUUUAUUACAGGCCCAUUCCAUUUGCGUGGCUCUGUACAAGCAACUUAGUGUUGAAGCUGCUCAGACGGGCUUGUUGCUGGGCAAAGCUUAUGCUGCAACUGGAGACCAGCAGCAUGUUGGGGCGGCUGAAAUGUAUUUUACAGAGAGUCUGGUUGCGUAUCAGGCAGCACUGGGUGCAAAGGAUUCCCUGACACUUACUGCCAUUGAGGAAUUCAGUAAAUGGCUUGUACAUGUAGGGAAAAACCAGCAGGCCUACAGGCUGUUGAAAGAUUCGUUGAAGUCCAUCAUAGACACCUAUGGUGAUUUUAGUGAGAAGGCAGCUGAAACUUACCAUAUCAUGGGCAGUAUCUGCCUGGCAGAGGGAAAGAUGAGAGAGGCUUACCAGCUGUUCAAUAAGUGUUUGCAGAUUCAAAUAGCUGUUUAUGGGCCUCGCAACAGGAAACCGAAAGAGAUGCAAGAGCUCCUGAACGCAUUAGAGAGGUCUCCAACUGUCCAUGAAGGGAACAGACUUGUGAAGUAGAAAAGACAGAUGGUGCUAAAUCAUACUGUUGGCAAAAAUCUUGGAUCCUUAGCAAUUGUGACAGCAGAUGAAACCAGAAACUAAGCUGGAGGAUUAAUUGGAGAACUCAAGUACACUGUAUUUCUUAUAAUCAAUUCAACAGAAAGUUCUGUAAAUGUUUGCUUUAGUUUAGGAAAAAGCAUCAACCUUCCAGGUAAACUUCCCCCUCCUAGUCUCCUUUCAUUUUCUUUCUUACUGUAUUUUGAAGGUCUGGGUCUAACGGUAGCACAUCAGAUGUUUUACUGAGUAUUAAAAAAAUGGGCAUAAGUUACAAAAGUUGUGAAUGCAGGACUCCCUUUGGAAAAGAUAUCAGAAUACACGGUGACACAUUUAAAACUAUUUCUUUUGAAGACAUUCUAAUCGUACUUUGGUGAAUGAACGCAGAAUAUACCCAAUGGAGAAACACAGACUGGAUUAUUUUUCCCCCUGGCUAUUGGUACACUGGCCUUUUUAUAAUCUAACACACACAAAAAAGUAAAUUUAGUUUGUUAAAUUUAGUCUACUUUUAGCACUUCAGCUAAGAAAGCUGAAUGCCUCCUUUUAAUGUGAAAUUCCUCUUUAAUGCUUUGCCUUCACUACAAAAUCUUCAUCUUAGAACACAGAUAUGAAGGGUUGAGUUUGCUAGUACAGUGCUGACCACAACUAUGCAUUCAAUGUUAGACAGUGUUAUAAUCAUGAUUUAGAAGCCUAAGCCACUUUGAAAAUGGGUCUUAAGCACUUUUGAAAAUGUGAUCCAAAGAUAAGUCACAUUUUAUCAUUGUGGAACUUAAUCAUUAAACCCAGGAUUCAACUUGAGGCAUGGGUGCAUGUCUGAGCCAAGAAGAAUUGGGGCCAACAUGCACUACAUUCCAGUGAUCUUAUUAGCAUAAUAGCCACUAGCCAGUUGUUACAAAGACCAUAACCCCCAUCCCUCCCCCGGAGGGUUUCCCCAUGUUUGUGGACUCCUCCACUAUUAAUUUAGAAGAGCUGAGGUCUGUGCUCCAUAAUGGCACAGAGACCUUAGCAUAGGCCAGGCCCCCAAGAUGCAAAGAGAACACUACAUAAUGCAAACAGUUCUGAAUGUUAAUAGAACUGUUUAAUUACAAAUGAUUGUUUACUCAUUACUGGCUGCUAGUACUGUACAGAUUGUUUUAAUUUCUUUAGGUCUUCUUUCCAAGAUCACUGUUGGUAGCAGACAGACUGUUAUACAUUUACAAAUGAAAAUAGUAUGUUUAGUGGCCUUUAGGCUUGUAAUCUUAAGCCACAGCUAUGUCCUUGAACACAACACCAGGUAAUUCAAAUCAGAAAUAAGUUAAAUUUAGUAAGUCAUGCACUCUGUUUCAUUACAUUAGUCACAUGGGACUAGAUGCAAGUCAUUCUUAGCACCUAUUCAGCACUUCAUAUUCCAAGGCAUCAUACACAUAGUUACUGAAGUCUCCAGGUGAAUAUUAAUCUUUCUCCUUUGUUGAUGGGGAAACUAUUAGGAAAAGGGAAGUGAUUUCUAAUAUGGUCUUAAAUUAAAAUUCAUUUAUCUGAAUAUGUAAAUUAAACAUGAAAAUGACAAAGCAGUAACUAGAGGCCGAACACUGCUCCAAAAUCAUAUUUUUUUAUGAAAUUCCAGAGGGCUGCUUUUAAAAAAAACCCCACAGUCUCUGAUAGGAUGUAUCAAAACAGAAAUAUUAGAGCUGCAGGAAACUCCCAUUGUUCUGAAUGGAUAAGUAAUGUAUGCACUAGAUGAACAGUUGUCAUUAAUAGCCUUUAUGAGUUCUGUAACAGCCAGUUGAUGUCAGUCACGAUGUGAUCUUAUUACCAUUAACCUUAACCUCUUUCCCCACUUCUCCACUAUUCUUGUUUCACAUUAGAUUGUAAAUGCUGUGGGGCAGGGACCCUCUUUGUACAAUUGCUACAACAACAGGAGCCUGAUGUUGACUGCCACUUUUGGGUCUUGCUAGGGUAUAAAAAAUUAACUAUAUACACAGAACUUACCUGAACAGAGAUCUCCCACUGAUCUUUGAGUUUCUAGCUGCAACUCUGAUCUUUCUAUUUUGAUGUGACAUCGAGCUGGUAGCAUGCCUUCAUCCUGUUGCAUUAUUUGAGGUGGCUGUGUCUUCUCAGACACAGUAGAUUCUUCACACUGCAAAACAUCAGACUAUUUAUCACACAGACAGGGUUGAUAGUGUCUGGAACAGGUGAGCUACAUUUAUGACAGAUUACGUCUGAAGAGAACAAAUGCAACUUCUGACUGCAGUGCAGCCCAUUUACUGCUGGAAAUGUGUUUUAAUCCUGAAACUUGGGAUUCAUGGCUUGUAAAAUUGAACAGGGAAGUACUGGGGGUUCACUUGUCAAUAUUAACUCAUUCCUUCAGAAGGCAAGUACCAGCUUCCCUCAAAUGAGUGGCUGUUAAGCCUUUGUGCAAGAAACCAUCUCUUGCACUGGUGAUCUUACCAAUUUGUGCCCUGGCUCUGAUCCUCCCUUUUUGAAAAAGGUUGAAAAGAUGGAGAAGUAAUUUCAGUAAGUGUGCACAGG